Molecule: messenger RNA, 777 nt
Organism: Fusarium pseudograminearum CS3096
Lineage: Eukaryota; Fungi; Ascomycota; Sordariomycetes; Hypocreales; Nectriaceae
Exons: 2
Coding region: 1-777 (258 amino acids)
Source: RefSeq, a predicted model, not a curated record
AUGAAGCGCUCACGAGAGCUCGAAGAAGAGCUAGAUUCGAAUCCUGAGUACACGCAAGUGGAACCAUCUAUAAGACGAGUGUGUAAGGUCACUCAACUCGACUCCGCCAUCGACGACGAAGAGGAUACUAUAGCCAUGAGAUGCAACCUGCCUCCCCACAGGGAGCCCCUAUCCUUCAGAUCCUACGAUGAAUACGAGGUGCACUACAACAAGUCUCAUACUAACCGAUGUCUCGAAUGCCGCAAGAACUUCCCCACCGAGCACCUCCUCAACGUCCAUAUUGAGGAAUAUCAUGACCCGCUAGUAACUGUCAAGAGGGAACAGGGCGAGCAUACUUACUCAUGUUUUGUUGAAGGAUGUGAACGCAAGUGCAUGACACAUCAGAAGCGACGCAUGCAUCUCAUUGACAAGCACAUGUAUCCCAAGAACUUCUUCUUUGCCGUCACCAAGGACGGCAUUGAUGGUAGGCGGUCCCUCUUGAAUGACGGUAGCCACCAUCGCCGCCGAUCGUCAACCAAUUCCCAAGCUAUCAAAAGCUCUCGACGACGGGCUAGUCUGAAAGAGGGAGAGAGCACCUCUCCACAGCAAGCGCCCAAAUCACCACAGUCACCAAAGUCGCCCAAAUCGCCAACAGUGCAGAGAACGGAAAUGAAGCAGGGCGGCAAAAGGCCUGCGGAUACGGAGAUGGCGGACCUCACAGGCGCAAUGUCGUCCUUGUCCUUUGUUCCACCAAGCGUCCGCUUUGGACGUGGAAGAGCUGGCUUUUCCAAGACAUAG